Messenger RNA from Cladocopium goreaui, 526 nucleotides. Lineage: Eukaryota; Dinophyceae; Suessiales; Symbiodiniaceae. The record is from the annotation of a GenBank genome assembly.
UGUGCCUUCGCAGCCAUGGCACGUCGCAGCAGCUCGGCGUCACGUCGCAGUGAGACCACAAUGCUUCCAGCAUCCACACAGGCUGGUUUCGCCGGUUUGGCAACUGUAGAGACGCGAGCGCCACACAUUUUUCGUGGUAUACACGUGGAAAGACGCCAAGAGCGCGUGCUGGGGUGCUGUCGAUGUGUCUCUGCAAACUGUGACAACCGACCAUUUCAAGCCGGGCAAUUCCGUGCUGAUCCAGAAAUGCUUUGCCGCAGGUGCAAGAUGAAACCUGCACCAGCCAAUAUCUACAGCCCGGAAGUUAUGGCAGCCCUGAGAUCACGUGGAGGACCCAUUUGGACGCGCUUGUUGAAGGGUGAGCUGCAGAGCCGGCGCGCCCAAGCGGUGCUGCCAGAAUAGCCAUGACGAGCCAUGACAACCGUGGCACGUCAUUGGCUGAUUACAGAAUUUGAGCAACUUGUUGAGAUAGUUGUUGAGACCAUUUGAGUAGUUUUUCCGUUUUUCUUGUGUGUGUGUGUCUGAC